UAAAAUUAAAUUCUUUUUAGUUAUUGAUUUUAAACAGUAGCAAUAACAAAAUUUGAAUAUAAAUUCUUCACAAGUAGAUUACUUUAAGUGGUUUAGAUGUCGAUGGUCAAGUAGAUGCAAAAUUUCCGCGUAGUAGAUUGGAAAAUCCAAAGAAAUCAUGUCUUUUUCAUUAAUGACAAAAUCACGUUUCUGGCAUGUAAAAUUUUGUAGUAUUUCCUAGAACCUAACUUAUUACCACAUGUUCCCAAUCAAACCUAUAAUCUUUGUGGUUUUGUUUUUUAUUUCUUUCUUUCUUUCUUAGUGGCAUGAGCAAUUUUUCUUAUUACUAUAGAGCAAGCGCGUAUCAUCCCUGAUCAUCAUCACCUCGUUCUAUUUAGUUUGCUGCAUUGUCCUUACGUUUGAAUGGUUAAUGUGCCUAAUCAACAAUUAACAAAGCACUCUACUCUCAUAAAUCAUUAUUUCCUUCUUACAAGUGAUGAGAAGAAAUCAAUAACUAUAAACAAGUAAUAAAGAUGAUAUACUUAAAUAACCGCCAAUAACCGCCCAAUUGUUUUAAACUCAAUUUGUAAAUUCCACUGUAUUUAAACUCUUCUUAAUUUAGAAUUCCUUUCUCUAUUCUUAAUUCUCACAAAAAAUGGAACCAACCCAACAGGAAGUUGGAAUCAAAGUUUACAAUGCAACUCCAGCACCGUCCCAUGAUGAUACACGCAAUUCUUCCGGCCCAAUCACUCUUCCGGUGAUGCCUCCAGAGGCUGUCCGGAAGAAUCGCCGUGCCAUCAUGGCAAAGGGUGUCCAGAAGACACUCAACAAGACUUCAUUACUCGGAAACUUCCUCCCAACGGGAACACUCCUGACAUUCGAGAUGGUCCUUCCAUCAAUCUACAAGAACGGACAAUGCAGUCACGUGCACAGCAUGAUGACCCACGUGCUCCUAACCAUAUGUUCACUCUCAUGCUUCUUCUUUCACUUCACAGACAGUUUUCCCGGCCCUGACGGAACCAUUUAUUAUGGUUUCGUGACUCCGAAAGGACUGUCCGUGUUCAAACCGGGGAUUCCGGUUCAAGUGCCAAAGGAUGAGAAAUACAAGGUUUCCUUCACGGAUUUUGUGCACGCUUUCAUGUCCGUGUUAGUGUUCGUGGCAAUUGCUUUCUCGGAUCAUAGGGUUACUAAUUGCUUGUUCCCCGGGCAUGAAAAGGACAUGGAUCAAGUCAUGGAGAGUUUUCCGUUAAUGGUGGGAGUAAUUUGUAGCGGUUUGUUUCUUGUGUUUCCCAAUUUCAGACGUGGAAUUGGAUGCAUGUCUGCGUAAUAUGAAACUUGUUAUUGUGUUAGUAAUAAUUUGUUUGGGAUUUGGUAGUUAUUUCUUUAAUUUUAUCUACAUCAUACUCAUGUUAAUAUUUUUGUUAUGAAUUAAGGGCUACAGAACAAGAAUAAUAUUGCUCUUUUUUUUUAUGGUUGGUUUUUGAAUUUAU
Molecule: messenger RNA, 1469 nt
Organism: Arachis ipaensis
Lineage: Eukaryota; Viridiplantae; Streptophyta; Magnoliopsida; Fabales; Fabaceae
Source: RefSeq, a predicted model, not a curated record